Empidonax traillii (willow flycatcher) is the source of this 266-nucleotide messenger RNA. Its product is annotated as retinoblastoma-like protein 1. NCBI's taxonomy places the organism in Eukaryota, Metazoa, Chordata, Aves, Passeriformes, Tyrannidae. Gene Ontology annotation, molecular function: RNA polymerase II transcription regulatory region sequence-specific DNA binding. Gene Ontology annotation, cellular component: chromatin; transcription regulator complex. The record is from RefSeq and is a predicted model, not a curated record. The transcript has 2 exons. Gene Ontology annotation, biological process: regulation of transcription by RNA polymerase II; negative regulation of G1/S transition of mitotic cell cycle; cell differentiation. The annotation marks the transcript as partial.
AUGGCCCGGCCCGGCCCGGCCGAUCCCGGGGCCGCCGUCGAGCGGCUCUGCCGGGACCUCAACCUGGACGCGGCGAGCGCGGCCGAGGCGCUGCGGGACUUCACGGCGCUGCGGGGCACCUACAGCCUGGAGGGAGAGCCGCUGCACUGGGUGGCCUGCGCGCUGUACGUGGCCUGCCGCCGGAGCCGGGUGCCCACGGUGGGGAGCGGCCCGAUGGAGGGCAACGGCGUGUCCCUGACCCGCAUCCUGCGCUCCGCGCGCCUCAG